AUGGAGUCAAAGAAAGCAAUUGAGGAGUUAUCAUUCGUGCAACAAAAUAACAUGAAAAACAUCCUUUCGAAAGUACGCUAUCUGUCCGGUGAUAUGAGAGAAUUUGGCAACUGGAUCAAAGAGCAGAACAUUACCUUUCAAUUUAUCGACUGGGUCUUGCGUGGUUCCGCUCAGGUGAUGUUUGUCAACAACCCUCUGAGUGGGCUUGUUAUUUUAAUUGGACUGUUUGUGCAGAAUCCAUGGCGGGCACUGAAUGGCUUCCUGGGUACAGUGUUUGCCACUUUAGCAGCACUUUUGCUUAAUCAUGACAGGUCUAUGAUUGCAGCCGGGCUUUCUGGCUAUAAUGGCAUCUUGGUCGGUCUCUUAUUGGCUGUGUUUUGUGACAAAGGAGAUUGGUAUUGGUGGUUGUUGCUGGCUGUGAUCCUGAUGUCAAUGUUUUGCACUAUUAUUUCAAGUGCCUUGGCUGCGGUCUUGGGGAAAUGGGAUCUACCGGUUUUCACGUUGCCUUUUAACUUAAGUGUUGGUUUGUUCAUGGCUGCUACGGGGCACUACAAUCUUCAAUUUCCUCAGAUUCGUAUUGAACCUGUAACUACAUCGUACAAUAUCACAUGGCCUGAUCUCAAUAUUCUAAUGCUCUUGAGGUCUAUCCCUGUGGGAGUUGGACAGGUGUAUGGCUGUGAUGAUCCAUGGACUGGUGGCAUUUUCUUUGCUGCAUUAUUUAUCUCAUCUCCAAUCAUAUGUCUACAUGCUGUAAUUGGAUCCUGUAUGGGUACUUUGGCAGGGUUGUCUUUGGCCUCGCCAUUUCAGAAAAUCUAUAAUGGAUUAUGGAGUUAUAACUCUGUCCUUGCCUGCAUUGCUGUGGGUGGAAUGUUUUAUGCCUUAACAUGGCAGACUCACAUAUUGGCAAUAAUAUGCUCAAUUUUCUGCGCUUACUUAGGAGAAGCACUCGUGAAUAUAAUGUCUGUGUUUGGAUUACCUGCGUGCACAUGGGCCUUCUGCCUUUCAACAAUUAUGUUUCUCCUGAUGACUAGUAACCGCAAAGACAUCUAUAAAUUAGCAUUGCAUGAAGUAACAUACCCUGAGAAGAACAGAAAGAUUUACCUGGAAAUGAAGAAAAUUAAACAAAGUAAAUGAAACCAGAAUGAUACAAAGAAAUCUUUAAAGUACAGUUGCAUACGUGAUGUAUAUGCACACAGCAAAUUCUUCUUAUAUACACAUUAAUUACAUAACCUGCAUAUAGUAUAAAUAUC
Messenger RNA from Amblyraja radiata (thorny skate), 1250 nucleotides. Its product is annotated as urea transporter 2-like. Gene Ontology annotation, cellular component: membrane. The transcript has 8 exons. Gene Ontology annotation, molecular function: urea transmembrane transporter activity. The coding region runs from base 1 to 1134 and encodes 377 amino acids. Gene Ontology annotation, biological process: urea transmembrane transport. Lineage: Eukaryota; Metazoa; Chordata; Chondrichthyes; Rajiformes; Rajidae. The record is from RefSeq and is a predicted model, not a curated record.